GACCAUCUCCAUCGUCCGCAGUCAGUCUCCUUCUCAUCCUGGCUGCCUGGCUGUCUGUCUGGCUGACAGGGAGAGCACUGCAUUGACCAAAAACUCACUAACUACCGAACUACAACCACCGACAGCACCGGCUGCUUUUCCACCAGCACGGGAGCAACAACAGCAUGUGAAUGGCGGCAGAAAGCGGCAGAGUUGUCACAGAGGAGCAGGAGGAGCUCCCAGCCUCUGGAGCCGUCACUCACGCGCACCACACACACACCCGGAGUCAGAGCCACAUCCAGUUUCAGCCUCUGACACACACCACCCAGUGGCAGGCUCCUCGUACUCUCGCUCACACGAGGAGUCACAGUCACACUCAGUUCAGCACUCCCUCACACACACAGUCGCAGAAGUACGGCUGUCGCCUCACACACAGUCUCUCAGCCAUGGCCAAGGGAGAGAAGGGAGCGCAGGGCCCUGCAGGGAAGCUCAUCAAGCCAACUGAACCGCUGUUCCCCAAAACUCCUCAGCAGACUGAGUUGGGCCACAAGUUGACAUUAUGCAGUAAGCUGUGUUUCGCCAUCGGCGGCGCGCCCAAGGAGGUGGCUGCAAGCGCCACUGCCUUCUUCCUGCAAAUCUACCUGCUUGAUGUCGCUCAGAUCAACGCCUUCCAGGCCUCCAUGGUGCUGUUCAUCGGUAAAGCCUGGGGUGCAGUGAGCGACCCCGUAGUCGGAUUCCUCAUUACAAAGAGCAGAUGGACCAAGAUUGGCAGACUCAUGCCCUGGAUGGUGGGUUGCACUCCGUUUCUGGUGGUCUCCUACUUCUACCUCUGGUUUGUUCCUCCUUUCAUCAGCGGAAGGUUCUUCUGGUACCUAGGCUUUUACUGCCUCUACCAAACCCUCGUCACUUGCUUCCAUGUGCCUUAUUCUGCUCUCACCAUGUUCCUGAGCACAGACCAGAAGGAAAGAGACUCAGCCACUGCUUACCGAAUGACAAUGGAAGUGCUGGGGACACUUGUGGGCGCUGCCAUCCAGGGCCAGAUUGUGGCCAGCGCUCACACUCUGAAGCACUGCCCGCCUCACAACAUGUCUGCCGGUUACCUUGGCAACAGCAGCGGGGCAGAGAUUGUCACGAGACUGGUGCGCUCCCAGGACUACCUGUCACACUCAAAGAAGGUGUACAUGAUAGCUGCUGGUGUUGUAGGAGGAGUGUUCCUCGUCUGCACAUUGGUGAUGUUCCUGGGAGUCAAAGAGAAAGACGAUCCGUACACCCCAAGGACAGAGAAGCAGAUCCCAUUCCAUCAGGGCUUCAUCCUGGUGAUGAGACACGGGCCAUACCUCACUCUAACGGCUGCAUUCCUCUUCAUCACUGUCGCCAUUCAGCUGGUACAGAGCAACUUUGUCCUCUUCUGCACUUAUGCCGCCGACCUGAGGGAUCACUUCCAGAAUAUUGUGCUGACCAUCCUGGUUUCUGCAGUGAUAAGCAUCCCGCUGUGGCAAUGGUUUCUGCAGAGGUUUGGGAAGAAGACGGCAGCUUUUUGCGGUAUCACAUGGAUCAUGCCCUUCACCAUGAUGCUGGUCUUCAUCCCCAAUGUUGUGGUGGCCUACGUUGUGGCUGUCUCCUCUGGACUCAGUGUGGCUGCCUCGCUCCUGCUGCCAUGGUCUAUGCUGCCAGAUGUGGUGGAUGACUUCAGACUGGCUAACCCCUACUGUAAAGGCCAUGAAGCCAUCUUCUACUCCUUCUACGUGUUCUUCACUAAGUUUGCUGCAGGCAUCUCCCUGGGGGUGUCCACCCUCUGCCUGGAAUUUGCAGGGUAUGACACCGGCGCCUGCAAGCAGCCUGCUCCUGUAGUGUACACCCUGAAGCUGCUGAUUGGUGCCGCCCCAGUGGCCUUUAUUGUUACGGGGUUAAUGAUCCUACUGCUCUAUCCUAUCACCGAAGACGUACGGCUCAGGAACAGAUUCUGCCUGGAUGAGCUACGGAAACAAAGCAUCAGUUCCAAAACAGUGGAAGAUUUGAGUAAUGUGUGACCUGGAUCUGGGAUGAAGUGAAUUCACAAAGCCACGUAUUCCAGCGACGCCGCUGGAAAGUUGUUCCAUUAGUGUAUAUUACACUGAUAGUUAAAUUGUUUUAAUGUAAACAUUUUUUGUUUCAUUUUCACAUGUACUGUGCAGUCAUCUUGGAUA
Messenger RNA from Perca flavescens (yellow perch), 2165 nucleotides. It is a transcript of the gene mfsd2b, whose product is annotated as MFSD2 lysolipid transporter B, sphingolipid. The coding region runs from base 171 to 2009 and encodes 612 amino acids. Lineage: Eukaryota; Metazoa; Chordata; Actinopteri; Perciformes; Percidae. The record is from RefSeq and is a predicted model, not a curated record. Gene Ontology annotation, cellular component: plasma membrane. Gene Ontology annotation, biological process: lipid transport; carbohydrate transport. The transcript has 15 exons. Gene Ontology annotation, molecular function: symporter activity; sphingolipid intramembrane carrier activity.